GCCCGGCCGCCCUGAGUCGCGCGACGGUGGCCCGGUGGGAGGCCAUGAGCGUGCCCCGCGUGCUGCAGGUCCUGACCUGCGCUGGCUUCGUUGCACUCUUCCUUUCCGACGCUGGAGAAUGCGGUCCCUUGCCGGCGUCCGCGGAGGAGCGGGCGUCGCGGGCGUUUCCAGAGGACCGAGUGGAUUUUGGACCCCACACCCUGCAGUAUACCCUUACUGUGGGCUCCCAGGAUGGAUCUGUGCAACCCAGAUUUCUGGCUGAGGGACAUUUGGACAGUCAGCCCUUCCUGCACUAUGACAGUGAGAACGGCAGGGCAGAGCCCCGGGGACCGUGGGCAGAAGCCGUCCUGGGAGCUGAGACCAGGGACGCAGAGAACGAGCUCCUCACAGACAAGGGGAAGGACCUCAGGAUGAGUCUGGCUAUCCGGGGAGACGGUAGCACCAGGGGCUUCAGGGACUUCCGCUAUGAUGGGGAGCCCCUGCUCUCCUAUGACCCGAAGACUCAGCGAUGGACAGUGCCCUGGCCCUCAGCUCAGGCUCUGGCUGCGAGUCUCCAGAGGUCCUGGGAGGACGGUGCCGCAGAAGCCAGGAAGCACUACCGCUAUACGCUGGCAGACUGCGUGGGAGAACUGAAGCGAUAUCUGCGUUCCCGGAUGGGCUUCCAGAGACCAGGUACUGACCCUGGAGAGGGGCUUCCCUGUCCCCCAUUGCACUGGAGCCUCCUCACCCCCAUGCUGCCCAUGGACACCCUCCCCUGCCGUGGGUGCAGGCAUGCUCUGCUGACCUGCUAUACUCUGACCUUCCUGUCCUGUCGGAGCUCCUGGAGGAAGACAGAGUUAGGGAAUGAAGUGUCAGUGUGUAACCCCGGAAAGCAGUGGGCUCCAGAUAGAAACCUGUCCUGGGAGGACCCCCUGCCUCAUGGCUGUCCCCUUUCUCCUCCAUUGUCCCCAGCAGUGACUGUGACCCACAGUGAGCCCUCGGGGGGCACCGUCAACCUGACAUGCUGGGCCUUCGGCUUCUAUCCCUGGAACAUCUCUCUGGCCUGGCAUCAGGAUGGGCAGCCCCUGAGCCAAGAUGCCCAGUGGUCAGGGGGUGUCCUGCCCUAUGAGAAUGGCACCUACCAGGCCUGGGUGGUCACCCGGGUCCCCCAGGGAGAGGAGCCACAGUUCACCUGCCACGUGGGGCACGGCGGGAACCACAGCACUCACCCUGUGCCUGGUGAGCCUGGGGGGCUGGGGGGACAGGGCCUGGGUGGGGCUAGGGGUCGUGGCAGGAAGAAUCUGUGGCUCUGGGAGCCCCGGGUAUAG
This is a messenger RNA of Tupaia belangeri chinensis (Chinese tree shrew), 1307 nucleotides long. RefSeq names its product MHC class I polypeptide-related sequence A. Bases 45 to 1307 code for a protein of 420 amino acids. Gene Ontology annotation, biological process: immune response. Lineage: Eukaryota; Metazoa; Chordata; Mammalia; Scandentia; Tupaiidae. The record is from RefSeq and is a predicted model, not a curated record. Gene Ontology annotation, cellular component: external side of plasma membrane. The transcript has 4 exons.